This is a messenger RNA of Microdochium trichocladiopsis, 2021 nucleotides long. RefSeq names its product cytochrome P450. The transcript has 2 exons. Gene Ontology annotation, molecular function: iron ion binding; heme binding; monooxygenase activity. Bases 158 to 1927 code for a protein of 589 amino acids. The record is from RefSeq and is a predicted model, not a curated record. NCBI's taxonomy places the organism in Eukaryota, Fungi, Ascomycota, Sordariomycetes, Xylariales, Microdochiaceae.
UGGCUCGGUAAGCUCCAGCCGGAGGACGAGGGUGUUUUCUUAAAUACCAUCCAUCAUCCCCUGCUCCUCUCCCCGCAGGGUGGAGCGGUGAUCUUCUCCGUCCCCCUCCGGGCCCGUUCGAACCAACGACAUCCGCGACUCCACGAGGUAGCAAGUGAUGGCCGACUUCAAGGACGUGCUGUUGUCACAGCCGCGCUGGGUGGCAUUGACGUCCGCACUCGUCCUGCUUCUGGGCCUGCCCGCAGCGCAAUGGAUCCUAAACACGCUCCGCCCGAGCCACUUUCCCCCGGGACCGCCCAUCACCCCCGGGCUGGGCAACUUGCUGCAGAUGCCGCUGAAGAAGCCAUACCUGCGCUUCCAACAGUGGUCGCGCGAGUUCGGUCCCGAAGGGCCUGACGGCAAGACCGGCAAGAAGGCGGAAAUAAUCGGCCUCAAGCUGGGCACGGCCAACAUGGUCGUGCUCUCGUCGGCGCGCGUCGUGCACGAGCUGCUCGACAAGCGCGGCGACAAGUACUCGGACCGCCUGCCCAUGUGGAUUGUCGACAACCACAUCCUGCACCAGCCAGAGGAGCGCGGCCGCCUGAUCAUGGGUUACACGGAGCCGUUCCGCAAGUGGCGCCGGUCCUUCCAGCACGUCCUGGCCGGCAGCUCAAUCAAGAAACUGCUGCCGCUGCUCGAGGCCGAGGCCGCAGAGCUGUGCUACAAGCUCGCCAUUACGCCGCCACUGGGCUUGGCCAACUCUGAAGACGAAAACAAGGACAGCAAGGACGACAGCAAUAACAUCCUUUUUGAGACUCUCGUCCGCCGGUGGGCUCUCGCGCCCCCGCUGCUCAUGACCUCUGGCCAACGCCUGCGCGACCUGCCAGACAGCUGGCUGGCCGACUUCUACCACGGGCAAGACUCGCUGAUCAACAUGAUCCUCCCCGGCAACACCCCUCCCGUGGACCUGCUCCCUCCCCUGCGCUACAUCCCGGAGUUUCUCGCCUCGUGGAAGACCAAGGCCCGCGAAGCCCGGCGGCUGUUCCUGCGCGACGCAUACGGCCUGCUGGACGCGGGCAAAGCCCACCUCCGCCGCACGGGGACUUCUACCCUGCGCACGUUCGCGGGGAUGGACUGCCUCGUCGCCAAGGCCGUGCGCGAGAGGCAGGACGGGACGAGCGACAAGAAGCCCGAGCACGAGACGGACCAGUUUAUCGCGUUCCAGCACACGGGCUUUCUCGGGGCCGCGGCGGACACGAGCAUCGCCACGCUCAGCACGCUCGUGCUCGUGCUCGCCGCGCUGCCCGAGGUCCGCAGCAAGGCGAGGGAGGAGGUGGAUCGCGUUGUUGCCGGGGUGAACAAGGGGGGCCCGCCUACCGCGGAUAUGCUGGGGGAGUUUGUGUACUUGCGGGCUUGUAUGAGUGAGGUUCUCCGCUGGCGCCCAACCACCCCCGGCGCCCUGCCUCACGUUCUCAACCAGGAAGACUCGUUCGAGGGAUACGUCUUUCCCAAGAACACGACCUUCAUCAUCGACGCGUGGACCAUCGGACACGAUGAGGAAAUGUACGACCGCCCCGACGAGUUCGUGCCGGAGCGGUUCCUGGACAACCCGCUCGGUCUACGCCGCGAGGCCGCCGAGGGGGUCGAGGGGUCGGGUGGCCACCGCCGGCCCGUGUACGCCUUUGGCGCGGGGCGCAGGCAGUGCCCCGGCGAGCAGUUCUCGUACACGUACAUCCCGCUCACCGUGGCCAAGUUGCUGUGGGCUUUUGAUAUCAGUGCUCCCGCAGGUGGGAUCGACCUGAGUAUCGAGACGGGGUUCGUGGACGGGGUGGUGACGAGGCCUGCGAAGACGCCGGUCGUGCUGACGGUGAGGAGUGAGGAGAGGAGGGCGGCCUUGGUGGAGGACUUUGAGAGGACACAGGCGGUCGUGCAGGGGUUGAUGGGAUGAGGCUGGAAUCGACAGUAUAUGAUAAACUGGGGCUUGGUGAAGACCAACGUCACUAGUCGAGGACCGAAGACAAUGCUAAUGAUCAUGAUCGAAA